This is a messenger RNA of Marmota flaviventris (yellow-bellied marmot), 2270 nucleotides long. It is a transcript of the gene Plk1, whose product is annotated as polo like kinase 1. Gene Ontology annotation, molecular function: ATP binding; protein serine/threonine kinase activity; protein binding. Gene Ontology annotation, cellular component: cytoplasm; nucleus; spindle pole. Gene Ontology annotation, biological process: protein phosphorylation; mitotic spindle organization. Lineage: Eukaryota; Metazoa; Chordata; Mammalia; Rodentia; Sciuridae. The record is from RefSeq and is a predicted model, not a curated record.
CACUCCCAUGGUGCCGCGCGCCGGGCGGGUUUGGAUUUUAAAUCCCCGCGGCCAAUCAGUGGCGCGUAGGCUUUUGUAACGUUCCCAGCGCCGCGUUUGAAUUCGGGGAGGAGCGGAGCGGUGCAGAGCGGAGCGGAGCCUCUGCACCCACCCAGCCAGGUCUCCUGAGCAACUCUGGGAACAUGAGUGCGGCGGCGACUGCGGGGAAGCUGGCGCGGGCACCAGCCGACCCUGGGAAAGUCGGGGUUCCGGCUGCUGGAGCCCCAGCGGCUGCUCCACUAGCGAAAGAGAUCCCCGAGGUCUUAGUGGACCCACGCAGCCGGCGGCGCUAUGUGCGGGGCCGCUUUUUGGGCAAAGGCGGCUUUGCCAAGUGUUUCGAGAUCUCGGACGCAGACACCAAAGAGGUGUUUGCGGGCAAGAUCGUGCCUAAGUCUUUGCUGCUUAAGCCGCACCAGAAAGAGAAGAUGUCCAUGGAGAUCUCCAUUCACCGCAGCUUGGCCCACCAGCAUGUCGUAGGCUUCCACGGCUUUUUCGAGGACAACGAUUUCGUGUUCGUGGUGUUGGAGCUCUGCCGCCGGAGGUCGCUCUUGGAGUUGCACAAGAGGCGGAAAGCGCUGACCGAGCCCGAGGCCCGCUACUACCUGCGGCAAAUCGUCCUGGGCUGCCAGUACCUGCACCGAAACCGGGUGAUUCACAGGGACCUCAAGCUGGGCAACCUCUUUCUGAACGAGAGUCUGGAGGUGAAAAUAGGGGAUUUUGGACUGGCAACCAAGGUGGAAUAUGAUGGGGAGCGGAAGAAGACCCUGUGCGGGACUCCUAAUUACAUAGCUCCCGAGGUGCUGAGCAAGAAGGGGCACAGUUUCGAGGUGGAUGUGUGGUCCAUUGGGUGUAUCAUGUAUACCUUGUUAGUGGGCAAACCACCUUUUGAGACAUCUUGCCUAAAAGAGACCUACCUCCGGAUCAAGAAGAAUGAAUACAGUAUUCCCAAGCACAUCAACCCUGUGGCUGCCUCCCUCAUCCAAAAGAUGCUCCAGACGGAUCCCACUGCCCGCCCCACCAUUCACGAGCUGCUUGAUGACGAGUUCUUCACUUCUGGCUACAUCCCUGUCCGUCUCCCCAUCACAUGCCUCACCAUCCCACCAAGGUUUUCAAUUGCUCCCAGCAGCCUUGACCCCAGUAACCGGAAGCCUCUCACGGUCCUCAAUAAAGGCACGGAGAAGCCCCAGCCUGAUCGUCCUCGGGAAAAAGAGGAACCAGUGGUUCGGGAGACGAAUGAGGCGGUUGAAUGCCACCUCAGUGACAUGCUGCAGCAGUUACACAGUGUCAAUGCCUCCAAGCCCGCAGAGCGAGGGCUGGUGAGGCAAGAGGAGGCAGAGGAUCCCGCUUGCAUCCCCAUCUUCUGGGUCAGCAAGUGGGUGGACUACUCCGACAAGUAUGGCCUCGGGUAUCAGCUCUGUGACAACAGUGUAGGGGUGCUCUUCAAUGACUCCACGCGCCUCAUCCUAUACGACGACGGGGACAGCCUGCAAUACAUAGAGCGCGACGGCACCGAGUCCUACCUCUCCGUGAGCUCCCACCCCAACUCCUUGAUGAAGAAGAUCACCCUCCUGAAGUACUUCCGCAAUUACAUGAGCGAACACUUGCUGAAGGCGGGCGCCAACAUCACGCCACGCGAGGGUGACGAGCUGGCGCGACUCCCCUACCUGCGCACCUGGUUCCGCACCCGCAGCGCCAUCAUCUUGCACCUGAGCAAUGGCACCGUGCAGAUCAACUUCUUCCAGGACCAUACCAAACUCAUCCUGUGUCCGCUGAUGGCAGCCGUGACCUACAUUGACGAGAAGCGGGACUUCCGCACGUACCGCCUGAGCCUGCUGGAGGAGUUCGGCUGCUGCAAGGAGCUGGCCAGCCGGCUGCGCUACGCCCGCACCAUGGUGGACAAACUCCUGGGCUCGCGCUCGGCCUGCCAUCGCCUCAAGGCCUCCUCCUAGGCCUCCCCCUCUGGACUGGCGCCUCCUCCCUCCCACCAGCUCCCGGGCCUGCGCUGGUUGGCUCCCGUGGGCAGUUUCUGUAGUGUGCCCCAGCCCUGGGGGCUGGGCAGGAGCUCCGUGGCCCUGCAGGUGGGGUGUGUAAGUUAUUUUUGUACAUGUGGGGGUGUGGGUUCUGGCUCUUGCUCUCACGCAGCCCACCAGAUGAAUUGCACAGAGAAUUUCUAUUGAAUCGGGACUGCCCCUUCCUCGGCUUUAUACGCAUUAAACACAUGUGAGUCUUCA